Anastrepha obliqua is the source of this 443-nucleotide messenger RNA. RefSeq names its product putative nuclease HARBI1. The coding region runs from base 9 to 443 and encodes 144 amino acids. The transcript is spliced from 2 exons. Lineage: Eukaryota; Metazoa; Arthropoda; Insecta; Diptera; Tephritidae. The record is from RefSeq and is a predicted model, not a curated record.
AGCUGAAAAUGUCUGAAGAGGAUUCUAGAAAAUCAAAACUUCAUUUUGUAGAAAAAUUCGGUAUUCCAGGAGUAAUAGGGUGUAUUGAUGGAACACAUGUGGCUCUGAUUAAACCUUUUGAGAACGAGCAUCUAUUUUUUAACCGAAAAGGAUUUUUUAGCAUAAACGCAAUGAUUAUUUGUGAUUUUGAUAUGAUAAUAAGAGCAGUAGAUGCAACUCGGCCUGGUGCAAGCCAUGACGCUUUCGUAUUUAGUAUGAGCAGUGCAAAACACUAUUACCUAUCGCAGUAUGAAGCUGGUGACCGAGGGUCUUGGCUACUGGGAGAUUCUGGUUUUGGUAUAGAGCCAUUUCUACUGACUCCAUAUAGAAACCCAGGCCCAAGAUCGGCAGAAGAUUUGACCAGCAGCAUGCAAAAGCACGUAACAUCGUUGAGCGUGUUAUAG